CGCCAGGAGCUGGGCCAGAAGAUGGCGGCGGCCGCGGAGCUGAAGCUGCUGGAGAAGUCUCUGGGACUGAGGCCGGGGAAUAAGUACAGCGCUCAGGGAGAGCGACAGGUUCCAGUUCGGCAAACAAACAAUGGUCCCAGUCUAAUGGGAUUGGCUACCAUCGCGACCCAUCUAGUCAAGCUAGCCAAUAAAGAACACUUGCUGGGGAGCACCCCAGAAGAGAAGGAAAUCAUUCAGCAGUGGUUAGAGUACAGGGUCACCUGAGUGGAUGGACACUCCAGCAAAGAAGACACCCACACUCUGCUGAAGAAUCUUAAUUCCUACCUUGAAGACAAAGUCUACCUUGCAGUUUAUAACUUUGCGGUUUAUAACUUUACCUUGGCAGAUAUCCUUCUGUACUACGGGCUCCAUUGUUUUAUUGUUAACCUGACAGUUCAGGAAGAAGAGAGCUAUCUGAAUGUGUCCUGCUGGUUCUGUCACAUUCAGCACUACCCCGACAUCAGGCAGCACCUGUCCAGUGUUGUCUUCAUCAAGAACAGACUGUAUGCUAACUCCCACUAG
Messenger RNA from Arvicola amphibius (Eurasian water vole), 561 nucleotides. It is a transcript of the gene Eef1e1, whose product is annotated as eukaryotic translation elongation factor 1 epsilon 1. The transcript has a single exon. Lineage: Eukaryota; Metazoa; Chordata; Mammalia; Rodentia; Cricetidae. Gene Ontology annotation, biological process: positive regulation of DNA damage response, signal transduction by p53 class mediator. Gene Ontology annotation, cellular component: aminoacyl-tRNA synthetase multienzyme complex; nucleus; cytoplasm. The record is from RefSeq and is a predicted model, not a curated record.